Molecule: messenger RNA, 1542 nt
Organism: Metarhizium robertsii ARSEF 23
Lineage: Eukaryota; Fungi; Ascomycota; Sordariomycetes; Hypocreales; Clavicipitaceae
Product: rcorf11-like protein
Exons: 1
Coding region: 1-1542 (513 amino acids)
Biological process (GO): L-histidine catabolic process
Cellular component (GO): cytoplasm
Molecular function (GO): histidine ammonia-lyase activity
Source: RefSeq, a predicted model, not a curated record
AUGACCUUCUUCACGCUUGACCCCGGCAGAGUGUCGCUGCACACACUCCAGGCCGUCUACGAGCGCGGCUGGACACCAAGAAUCGACCAGGCAGUCACCGAGGCCGCCCAGGUCUCAGCGGAUAUAGUUUCUGCUGCUAUUAGCGAAUCCUCUUCAUCCCAUUAUGGCAUCAAUACUGGCGGCGGCAAACUCGCCAAUAUAUCCAUCGCUGCCCAAGAUACCAGCACGCUGCAGAGAAAUGUCAUCAUGUCACAUUGCUGUGGUGUUGGCCCCCCCUUGGCUGACGAGGUUGUUCGCCUCAUCAUGACGCUUAAGCUGAUGUCCCUGGGUCGAGGGGCAUCUGGGGUGAGGCCUCUGAUCAUUCGACUUCUAGCCGAAAUGUUGGCAAAGGGCGUACUUCCAAUUAUCCCGGAGAAGGGGUCAGUUGGAGCAUCGGGAGAUCUUGCGCCCUUGUCACAUCUAGCAGCAGCGCUUAUAGGCGAGGGCUCUGUCAGGUACGCCGAGAGUAUUCUUCCCGCCCGAGAAGGCUUGCUCAAGGCCAAUCUUUCCCCCGUGACUCUUCAGGCCAAAGAGGGCGCUGCCCUGAUCAACGGGACCCAAGUGUCAACUGCCCUCGCGCUGGCCGGGCUCUUCCGAGCACAUCGUGCAUUGGCGUCAUCCUUGAUCUCUGGAGCCUUGUCAACAGACGCCGCCAUGGGCUCGACAACGCCCUUUCGCCCGGAAAUCCAUGAAUUGCGCGGCCAUCGCGGCCAGAUUGACGUGGCCGCCGCGCUGCACUCGCUACUGCAAGGUUCCGAAAUACGCGCCAGUCACGAAAAGAACGAUGUUCGGGUGCAAGAUCCAUACAGCAUUCGCUGCCAGCCUCAGGUCGCUGGAGCUUGUCUAGACGUCCUCCGACAAGCCGCCAAAACACUCGUCAUCGAGGCCAAUGCCGCCACGGAUAAUCCGCUUAUAUUAUCCGAUGGCACGAUAGUCUCUGGGGGCAACUUUCACGCUGAACCAGUGGCAUUCGCCGCCGAUCACAUCGCCAUGGCUGUUUGCGAGCUUGGGUCAAUCUCUCAGCGUCGCAUCGCCAUGCUCGUCGACGCCUCGCUGAGCUACGGACUGCCCGCUUUUCUCACGCAAAAGCCCGGCGUGAACUGCGGCUUCAUGGCGGCGGAAAUCACUGCGGCGGCGCUCAUGGCGGAAAACAAGCAAAUGUCCCAUCCCGCGUCCGUCGACUCCACGCCAACUUCGGCAAACCAAGAAGACCACGUUUCUAUGGCAUGCCACGGCGCGCGUCGCCUGCUUCAGAUGACGGAUAAUCUCUUCACCAUUAUUGGCAUUGAAACACUAGCUGCGGCGCAAGGGAUCGAUCUUAGGGCACCGCUUGUUUCCAGCCGCCAACUACAGUUGGUCCACGCGGCUGUCAGAGCUGUAAUCCCCAAGUUGAUGGAGGAUCGUUUCAUGGCGCGUGAUAUAGAUGUCGCAUCGGGACUGAUAUCAUCUGGCCGCCUCAUUAAUGUAGUUGACGACGGCAUCCUUCCAUCUCUGGAUGGAUGA